This is a messenger RNA of Colletotrichum aenigma, 960 nucleotides long. RefSeq lists its product as uncharacterized. Bases 1 to 960 code for a protein of 319 amino acids. NCBI's taxonomy places the organism in Eukaryota, Fungi, Ascomycota, Sordariomycetes, Glomerellales, Glomerellaceae. The record is from RefSeq and is a predicted model, not a curated record. The transcript has 2 exons.
AUGUUGGAUGCGUUCCUCAAGGCCUUGGUUUUGAACAACAGCGCUUCCAAGAUCAAGCGCAUCAUUCUCGUUUGCGGAGCAAAACAAUAUGGCGUCCAGCAUGGUCGGGUCAAGAUCCCGAUGCAAGAAACGGACCCCUGGCUUCCCGAGGACGCCCCAUUCGCACCAAACUUCUACUACCGCCAGCAGCGCAUCCUUCACGCCUUCUGCGCCGCCCACCCCAGCAUCUUCUGGGUUGUAACUUACCCAAACGAGGUGAUCGGCUUCGCCAAAGGCAACUUCAUGAACUUCGGCACCGCCGUCGCCAUCUACGCCGCGGUCCAGCGCGAGCUUGGCAGCAACGAGCUCGUCUUCCCCGGCGCCGAGGACUUUUACACCAGGCUCACAAUGUUUUCAGACGCCCGCCUCCACGGCCAUUUCUGCCGCUGGGUCGCGCUCGCCCCUGACGCCGGCAACCUCUCCUUCAACGUCGUCAACGGCGAUGCGGCCUCUUGGCAAGACCUCUGGCCGCGCGUCGCCCGCUACUUCAGCCUCCACGUCCCGGCAGACCAGUUUACGCGUCCGGCCCCGGCAGCGUCGGCGCGCAAGCUCGCCGCACGCACGCCGUUCUCCCUCUCCGCGGAGGCGAUCGGCGUGGCGACGAGCAGUGCCAGUGGCGAGCAGAAGCAAGAACAGUCGCACAUCCGGCAGAGGAUCGACCUGGUGGAAUGGAGCAGGAGCGGCGAGGUCCAGGAGGCGUGGAGGCGGCUCGCCGCACGGGAAGGCCUCGACGGGGACGCGCUCGACAGGGCAUCGUGGGCCUUUGCCGGGUUCGCGUGGGGACGGGACUACGAUGUCGUGCUGAGCAUGAGCAGGGCGCGUCAGCUGGGGUGGACAGGCUACGUGGACUCUUGGGACGGGUUUGAGACGGUGUUCCGGGGACUGGCGGAUGCAAAGGUCAUUCCGAAGCAGAAGUGGUGA